Messenger RNA from Vigna angularis (adzuki bean), 1310 nucleotides. RefSeq names its product gamma-soluble NSF attachment protein. Gene Ontology annotation, molecular function: soluble NSF attachment protein activity; syntaxin binding. The coding region runs from base 111 to 1046 and encodes 311 amino acids. The transcript is spliced from 10 exons. The record is from RefSeq and is a predicted model, not a curated record. Gene Ontology annotation, cellular component: SNARE complex; vacuolar membrane. Gene Ontology annotation, biological process: intracellular protein transport. Lineage: Eukaryota; Viridiplantae; Streptophyta; Magnoliopsida; Fabales; Fabaceae.
GUGGUAAGUUGUGGGUGGACCCAAAGAAGCGUGUUAGCAGGGUGAGUUCGCUCGCACACUUGAAUCGGAGGGACUGCAGAAGACGCACACAAGCACGCAAUCGACCAACCAUGGCGGCUUCUGAUCCCAACAAGUUGCUAGCCAAAGCUGAUAAGCUAACAACACUCAGUCUCACGAGGUGGAGUGCGGAUUGGAAAAGUGCUACUGCUCUUUAUGAGCAGGCAGCUAAUGGGUUUCGAGUUGCCAGGAACCAUGAGAAAGCCAAAAUAGCAUAUGAGAAAGCUUCAAAAGGACAAGAGAUGCUUUCAUCACCUUGGGAUGCAGCUAAGCACAUGGAAUCUGCCGCAGCUUUGGGAAAGGAUCUAAGUAAUUGGCAGGAAGUUGGGGACUUCUAUCGAAAGGCAUCUGAAUUGUACAUGGAGUGUGGGAGACCACAACCUGCAUCAGAUGCCCUUGCAAAGGCAGCCCGUGCUUUGGAAGAUAGCAUGCCUGAAGAAGCGAUUCAGCUAUAUACAGAUGCUUGUACAGCUCUUGAAGACGAUGGAAGAGAACAAAUGGCCUUUGACCUAUAUCGUGCUGCUGCUAAUGUUUAUAUAAAACUUCAAAAAUAUACAGAUGCAGCAUCUUUCAUGUUGAGAUUGGGCUUGGCAGCUGACAAGUGUAAUGCUACCAAUAGCCAGAGCAAGGCGUAUCUCAGUGCAAUUGUUAUCUACCUUUAUGCUGAUGACUUUAAGCAAGCUGAGAAGUGCUAUAAUGACUGUUCUCAGGUUGAUGCUUUUCUCAGAAGUGACCAGAAUCGUUGUGCUAGCAAGCUACUUGCUGCCUACACAGAUGGGGAUGUUGAAGAAAUCAAACGUAUUGCUCAGUCGAGUGGUAUUUCACAUCUUGACCAUGUGGUUACCAGAGCCAAAGUAAAUGUAUGGGGGAAACAGCUGAUACCUGUUGUCUACUCUCGCAAUUCUGAGGAAUACGGCCGUCCUAUGUUCCAAGGUGCCUCGGUUCUUGACAUACAACCUGAGUCUCCUCAGUUUAUUUAUUAUCAUUAGGCUUGCGAGGAAACUUCCAACAGGUGACGUGAAUGCAUUAAAGGCUAAGAAUGCUGCUGAAGAAGAUGACCUCGAUGAAGACGAUCUGACUUAAACUCUGGUUGUGUUCUUAUAUGUGUUUAUUUAUAGGAGUGUUGAUGAACCUAUUUCAAUUUGACGAGUAAAUUGAAUUGAUCAGUAUAUAUUGGUUUUUGUAUAAAAAUAUUUUGUUUUCUUGCGUGUAAUGCAGUGCAGGUAAUAAGAGGAGAGCUAUUUUUUUUUUCA